Lindgomyces ingoldianus is the source of this 1129-nucleotide messenger RNA. RefSeq lists its product as uncharacterized. The record is from RefSeq and is a predicted model, not a curated record. The transcript has 3 exons. NCBI's taxonomy places the organism in Eukaryota, Fungi, Ascomycota, Dothideomycetes, Pleosporales, Lindgomycetaceae. Bases 170 to 1129 code for a protein of 319 amino acids.
GCACGGUGGUGGGUACGGCCUAGACUCUUUCAACAAACCGUUUGAUUUGGGGAAGGUCCCCAAUAUACAAGAUGGCUGCGCCAGGCGGAAUCCCACCCUCUGUUUUUCAACAAAUGGUAUUGCCUAGACUCCACUUUCCGUGUUGCGCCGGUGCUGAAAUGCAGUAUAGAUGGCCAACGGACCACCAUAUCUCCCAAUGACAUGGGGGAUUGGCGGCAUUCCGAGGAAGAACAUCGACGUCCCAAUCACCUCAGUUUUCCUAUUCCUCUACAUUCUUGCCGCUGUAACACAUAUGGCCCUGUUCCGACUCAAUCAGAGACGGGGCCACAAAUUUCUGAUCUCAAUAUUCUUAUUCGGAUUCUGCAUGGCCCGAGUCGUAACCUGCGUAAUGCGCAUCGCAUCCACUUGCGUCCCACACAACAUCUCCCUUGCUAUCGCGGCCUCAAUCUUUGUUGCAGCCGGUGUUCUUAUAGUCUUCAUCGUGAACCUCAUCUUCGCACAACGCAUCCUCCGCUCCACACACCCACACUUCGGCUGGCAUCCGGCCCUCUCUAUCCUCUUCAAAGCACUCUACGUACUCAUCGGCCUGACAUUCGCAAUCGUUAUAACGGCGACAGUACAAAGUUUCUAUACUAUAAGACCGCGAACCCGGACGAUUGACCGCGAUCUCCAGCUCUAUGCCGCCACUCUUUUAACGACAAUCAGUUUCCUGCCGAUACCUAUCGUUUUAAUCAGCCUCCUCAUACCUCGCAAAUCGCCGCCUGAAAAUUUUGGCACCGGCCGUUUCCGCACAAAAGUCCUCGUCCUGCUCACCAGCACCCUCAUCAUCUGUCUUGGCGCGGCGUUUCGGUGCGGAACAGCCUGGAAGAAACCCGUCCUGAGAACAAAGCCGUUACCGACGUAUUACUCGCGGACAUGUUUCUACAUCUUUAAUUUCGCGGUUGAGAUUGUCGUUAUAUACCUUUACGCUAUCAUGAGGGUGGAUCUGAGAUUCUGGAUCCCGGGCGGUGCGAAGGGCCCUGGGGGUUAUGAGGCUGGACAAGGGACACGGGGCCAGUCGUAUGGUGCGGAUGAGGAGGAGAAGGGGGGAGGGAUGAGGAAGGGCAAGUUUAAGUUUGCAUCCAUUUAA